UGGACUGUGGAUUCUUGGUCAAUCCUUCUCGGGCCGCGGAAAAGGAAAGAACACGAAAACCGAACCGAGUGUCGACAUUUUUUUUUGAAUUCAGAAAAGUCCGUUGAUAUCACACAAAAUAUCCACGAGCGGUUGUUUCGUAUCGAACAAAAAAUCACUUAGUAAUAAAAAAUAUUUUUUUUUAAAUAAUAAACCGCAUUCGCGAAUACCUCAAGGACCAGAACUCUGAAAUAUCCAUGACUAUAUCAAUAUAAGCCAAAGAAUUUUUUUACGUGCCGUGUCAACAGUGUACGUGUGCCUGACCCAAACCAAAGCGAAACGGAAUCCCCAGCACACAGCACCCACCAGAGAAACCAAAAUGAUCAGCACAACGGAUUACCCUCUAACAGAGACAGCCACAGCGGCAGCAACAAGCGACGAGCUGUACGCGGAGUUCAUCUCCGCCCCGGCGAGCAGCAUGAGUCCCGAGGCCAUUGCGGAUCACAUGCAGCAGAACCGGAUCACCUUCGAGAUACCCAGCGCCCACGAUCUGCGGCACAUCGACGCCCUCAACUCGUUCAACGCCUUGCUUCAGCGGAUCGGCAAUGCCGCGGUCUCCUACGACGCCGCACCACCCUCCGGGUGGGCGCACGAAGGCAGCAUCAGCACCGAGCAGCUCUCCAAGUCGGUGGUGCUGGACUUGGCCGACCUGCGUGAUCGGGCCGAGGAUAGCGGCGAGUCGGCAGGCUGGUGGGGCCAGAUCUUCGGCGACGCCGAUAUGCAUGUGAUAAUUAACUAUCUGUGGAUCGGCGUGGUCAGCUCCCUGGUAGUGCUAUCCCUGGUCUUCAUCCUGUUCAGCUGUUACUUCUACCGAAAGUUCCGCACAUGGAAGAAAUGCAAUAAGGAUAUGCGUGCACAGAUCCAUGCCGCCAACGAUUCCUAUUCCUCGCACGGAGCAGGCUCUCCUGGUCACCUGGUCAGCUGCGAUGCCAGCCGCCUGCUCCUCCAGCAGCCGCAGCAGCCAUCAGCUGGGAACAACAAUGAGGCGGCGUUCUACCAAAUCGAAUCCCCACCCUGCUAUACAAUUGCCACCGGGUUGCCCAGCUACGACGAGGCCCUGCAUCACCAGCCUCGUCACUUUGCCUACGGCAUGAAGUUUGUGUACCCCAGUCUGGCAGCUGUGCAUCAUCAUCACCAUCAUCCACGCACCGCCCGCACACCCAUUUGGGAGAAGGACGAGCUGCAGCAGCAGCAGCAGCAGCAUCACCAACUGAAUAAGCUGCAAAAGUGCAAACUGUCAGCAGCAGCAGCAGCAGCCGCGGAGGAGGACAAAGCCUGCAUCUCCAUCUCCGUCUCUGGCUCCGAAUCGGCCACAGCCAUGCCUGCCAUUUGCAUUAACAUGCCGGAUGAGCAGGUCCGGGAGGAGCAGGAGCAGCAGCAGGAGCAGGAGCAUGCCGAGCCGGAGCAGAGGGAUCUGGCUGUGGUGCCGGCACAAAGUUUACUGCCGGCGGCUGCUGCUGACGAUGAUUGCGCCACAUUGGUUGUUGUUGUUGCCGCGUGAUUGCCCAGACAGUAGGCAGAGGAAGUGGAAGUGGGAGUGGAAGUGGAAGUGAGAGGGGCGGAGAGGGGCGUCAACUGGGACCGUGGAGAGAUCAGGGAAAGCAGCCCAAUUGCUUAGUCACUUGUAAAUAGUCGCGUCGUCUGCUGCUAAUGUUGUUUCCAAUGUAGAGACUUAUAGCCUAAUAACAUAAUUCUUAACCAAAAUGCAAUGUUUGCUACCUAUACUCGUACUCGUAUAGACACACUCUCCCAACAGCAACAGCCCCAGUUGCCCCUCAAACUGAUUUGUUAUAUUUAUAUUCAUAUUUAUAUUAUUGUAUUAUGCAAGACUGAGUAUUUUUUUCUUUUUUUUUUUAAUAUAAGUAUAUUAAUGUAUUAUGUAUUUAAACUAGUUGUCUAUCCAUUAAGCCUGACUGUUAAGAGCGAAAAAAUACAACACUCAAAUGAAAACACUCCGUGCUAACUAAA
This is a messenger RNA of Drosophila miranda, 2007 nucleotides long. It is a transcript of the gene comm, whose product is annotated as protein commissureless 1. The record is from RefSeq and is a predicted model, not a curated record. Gene Ontology annotation, biological process: axon guidance. Bases 359 to 1540 code for a protein of 393 amino acids. Lineage: Eukaryota; Metazoa; Arthropoda; Insecta; Diptera; Drosophilidae. The transcript has 2 exons.